AUGUGGGUGCGUGUGGUGCUGGCCUGUGGGGUCCUGUGCGCAUGCGCGCGCGCCUGGGCCGGCGGGGCCGUGUGCGCGCGGGAGGCGGCGGGCGGGGGCGGCGCGCGCUACGUGGCGUUCCUGGGCCGCGCGCUGUGGCGGCGCCGCGCCGCCUGCACCGACCCCGCAAAGGCGGGAGCGCAGCGCCAACGCCGCCGCCGGGGCUGGACGCUGCCGGGCACGUUGUGGUGUGGGGCCGGGGACUCGGCAGGGAACUGGAGCGAGCUGGGGCUGUUCCGCGGCCCCGAUCGGUGCUGCCGGGAGCACGACCAGUGUUGGGCGCAGAUCACGGCGCUGCAGUUCAACUACGGCAUCCGCAACUACCGCCUGCACACCGUGUCCCACUGCGACUGCGACGCCAGGUUCCGGCAUUGCCUGCUCGCCAUCAACGACACCGUGUCCAACAUCAUCGGCGUCACCUUCUUCAACCUGCUGGAGGUGCCGUGCUUCGUGCUGGAAGAGAGCGAGGAGUGCAUCCAGUGGCAUUGGUGGGGCGGGUGUGAGCGUUACGGUGUUGUACCCUUGGCCAGGAUGGUGCAGCAGAGUCAGUACCACCCCAGCCUGCCCGCAGAGGAGAGAGGCAGCUCUGCUGCACAGCCCCCAGGUAAGGGAAGGAAUUCCUCUAGAGCAGGGCGCAAGCGGCUCCGACAGGAACUGGAGCCGAAGCCUGGGCGCCGCCAGGCACGGAGACCUGAGACAGCCCAGCAGGACCCAGGUAUCCCUGCAUUGGCCAGGGACAAGGCUGAGCCCACAGCCAGGCACCGAGCAGCGCAGCAAGGGCUGAAGCCUGGCCCCCCAACAGUACUGACCAUGUUGGGACAGGAUCCAGCUGGAGCAAGGAGCGCACUGGGAGGAGCAGAGCAAGGAGUUGAGGGCUUGGCCCACCCUUGGGAUGGCAGUGUGAGACCCAGCCCAACCACAGCAGCAUGGAGUGGGGCCAUCCCAGUGCCCACUGUGGAGGAGUGCAGGCAGCAGGGCCCAGGCAGGGUGUGCAGAUGCUACAAGCACCUGGGUAAAUGUGAGCACCAGAUUGCACCCCAUGAGGUGAGGUACCAGCUGCACAACCUGAACAGCCAGACACUCUUCCACUGCAACUGCACCCGCAGGCUGGCGCAGUGCCUGCGUAGGGUGAGGAACUGCAGUAACGUGGAGGUGGCUGUCCUGGCUAACCACAUUGCCACACACUGCUUUGUUCUAGAGCAGCUUGCUGCCUGCAGCCCAGGCAGGGGUUCUCAGGACAGCAGCUGUACCACAGUGACGAGGGCUGUGCUUUUACCUGCAAAGCGGCUCAAAAAGACCCUGAGGCGUUGGGGCCCUCUUCAUGUGAGCUCCAAGACCAAGCAUCCAGACUGGAAGACACAGGCCCGGGGAGGCAGCCUCUGUGAGCAGUGCCAGCACCUGGCCAUGAAGCAGGGGCCGGGUGCUCAGCCCCACACAGUGCCCCGAUGAUGCCUGAGCAGUGUGCUGCCUUGGGAAGGAAGGGGAGGAAGAUGUGCUGUGCAGUAGCUGCAGCCUACAGCUGCUUGGUUCCCGGUCCUUUAGACAAAGGAUAGCACUGAGCACGGCUGCUGGCAUGACUGCAUGGAGCUGGGGACCACAGCCAGAGCAGGCAGAGGGACUGAGAAGACUCAAGGAGUUGUGGUUGCCAUCCAUGAGCAUCAAAGUAAGGGGAAAAAAAUAGGAGGGCUCAGGAAAGGGGAAACUUAUUGUUUUCCCUUCCCUGUUCUGCUCUGGGGCCAGGGGGAUGGCAGGGCCCCCCACCCCUAUAUUGGUGACCCUUCAACCGGGGGCCUGAACAGUGAGGUGUGAUCCUGACCCCCUUGCCUAGGCACAGUAGGAUGGCUGGGGUCAGUCUAUGCUUGCAGCAGAAGAUAAAUAAAGAAUUGUCAGAGCAUG
Molecule: messenger RNA, 1935 nt
Organism: Corapipo altera (White-ruffed manakin)
Lineage: Eukaryota; Metazoa; Chordata; Aves; Passeriformes; Pipridae
Gene: PLA2G3
Product: phospholipase A2 group III
Exons: 8
Coding region: 1-1488 (495 amino acids)
Biological process (GO): arachidonate secretion; phospholipid metabolic process
Molecular function (GO): A2-type glycerophospholipase activity
Source: RefSeq, a predicted model, not a curated record